This is a messenger RNA of Galleria mellonella (greater wax moth), 5743 nucleotides long. RefSeq lists its product as uncharacterized. The coding region runs from base 1 to 1083 and encodes 360 amino acids. The transcript has 10 exons. The record is from RefSeq and is a predicted model, not a curated record. Lineage: Eukaryota; Metazoa; Arthropoda; Insecta; Lepidoptera; Pyralidae.
AUGCCAUUGAACGUUGCGAAAAACGCCAGUAACAACACCAGCAAGGAUGAUGCAACGGUGGCCAAGAGCAGAGAACCACAUAGUGAGAAAAAAACACCAAAGAAGAAAAUUCAAAAAGGCGAGAACACUAAACGCCUGAAGAAUGUCAGUUUCAAGGACGACAUCGUGGCACCCAGGAGAUCGGUCAGGUUAAGAAAUGCUAAUUCGCAAACCCAAGAUCCCGACAAGGACGACAUGCCAUUGAACGUUGCGAAAAACGCCAGUAACAACACCAGCAAGGAUGAUGCAACGGUGGCCAAGAGCAGAGAACCACAUAAUCUGCACGUUGACAUGAAUCUGCAGCCAGUUGUCGUUUUAGAACGCAUAAAUAUUGACGACUUCUUUGCAAAAGAUUCCGAUCCUCCGUCAGGAAAAAAAACACCAAAGAAGAAAAUUCAAAAAGGCGAGAACACUAAACGCCUGAAGAAUGUCAGUUUCAAGGACGACAUCGUGGCACCCAGGAGAUCGGUCAGGUUAAGAAAUGCUAAUUCGCAAACCCAAGAUCCCGACAAGGACGACAUGCCAUUGAACGUUGCGAAAAACGCCAGUAACAACACCAGCAAGGAUGAUGCAACGGUGGCCAAGAGCAGAGAACCACAUAAUCUGCACGUUGACAUGAAUCUGCAGCCAGUUGUCGUUUUAGAACGCAUAAAUAUUGACGACUUCUUUCCAAAAGAUUCCGAUCCUCCGUCAGGAAAAAAAACACCAAAGAAGAAAAUUCAAAAAGGCGAGAACACUAAACGCCUGAAGAAUGUCAGUUUCAAGGACGACAUCGUGGCACCCAGGAGAUCGGUCAGGUUAAGAAAUGCUAAUUCGCAAACCCAAGAUCCCGACAAGGACGACAUGCCAUUGAACGUUGCGAAAAACGCCAGUAACAACACCAGCAAGGAUGAUGCAACGGUGGCCAAGAGCAGAGAACCACAUAAUCUGCACGUUGACAUGAAUCUGCAGCCAGUUGUCGUUUUAGAACGCAUAAACAUUGACGACUUCUUUCCAAAAGAUUCCGAUCCUCCGUCAGGAAAAACAAAACACCAAAGAAGAUAAUUCAAAAACGUGAGAACACUAAACGCCUGAAGAAUGUCAGUUUCAAAAUAUUUCUGUUAUUUGUUAUUUUUUAGUUAAGUUCCAUAUAGUUAACGGUACCAAUAAAUUAUUUUUGUUAAAUCAUCUAUCUAGUUGAAAAUUAUUUUAAACAUUUGCAUAGUGAUUUGGGUAUUUAUUCCAUGCUGCUUAAGCUUCAUGCCACUGAUUGUUUGUGAAGUAUCCGUAUACUAAAUUUCAUUGAAAUCUUUUCAGCCGUUUAAGCGUGUUUGAGUAACAAACAUUCUAACCUCACGUUUACAAUAUUAAUAACAUUUAUUUAUUUAUUCAUUAAAAAUAAUUACAACAUUAUAACAGCAAAAGCCAAAUCAAUGUUAUAAGUCUAGUGUGCUAACAUACAAAGUUAUAAUAAAUGUUAAUAUAUUUUUUUACAGGUUUUUUUUACAGUUUUUUACAGGUUUAAUAACCUGAUUCUAGAUAUUUCUGAGCCGCUUCUAAUAUCUUUGGCAGACUACUACUAAAUAUAUCAAUGAUGUUCAACAUAGUAGAAUAUCAUAAGGACAAAUAUCCUACUAACAAUAAUAUUCCCGUUAAUUGAACAGUGAUAAUGACAAUGGCGCACCGACGACCUACUUUCAUUGUUUUAUUCAUAUUAAUAAAUGGUAAUACAAAUAUUAGGUUUUGUAGGUUUUGGCCGUGCGAUCCCGGCAUAGAAUAGGCCAUGCCUUCCCAUAGACAGCAGCGUCCCUCUUAAAACAUCUCUAAAGCCUAACUGCGGUUGCCAAUCCGCCUGCCAUGGGUGGCAACUACUAGCAAAACUGUCUGUCGUCUUAAUACUAUACAAACUUUGUCACUAUUAAAUAUUGCUUUUUGUAACAACAAAAUUUAAUUUCAGAUCUGCACGUUGACAAGAAUCUGCAGCCAGUUGUCGUUUUAGAACGCAUAAACAUUGAUGACUUUUUUCCAAAAGAUUCCGAUCCUCCGUCAGGAAAAACAAAACACCAAAGAAGAAAAUUCAAAAACGUGAGAACACUAAACGCCUGAAGAAUGUCUGUUUCAAGGACGACAACGUGGCACCCAGGAGAUCGGUCAGGAUAAGGAAUGCUAAUUCGCAAACCCAAGAUCCCGACGAGGACGACAUGUCAUUGAACGUUGCGAAAAACACCAGUAACAACACGAGCAAGGAUGAUGCAACAAAACAUCUCUAAAGCCUAACUGCGGUCACUAUUAAAUAUUGCUUUUUGUAACAACAAAAUUUAAUUUCAGAUCUGCACGUUGACAAGAAUCUGCAGCCAGUUGUCGUUUUAGAACGCAUAAACAUUGACGACUUCUUUCCAAAAGAUUCCGAUCCUCCGUCAGGAAAAAAAAAACACCAAAGAAGAAAAUUCAAAAACGUGAGAACACUAAACGCCUGAAGAAUGUCAGUUCCAAGGACGACAACGUGGCACCCAGGAGAUCGGUCAGGAUAAGGAAUGCUAAUUCGCAAACCCAAGAUCCCGAUGAGGACGACAUGUCAUUGAACGUUGCGAAAAACACCAGUAACAACACGAGCAAGGAUGAUGCAACGGUGGCCAAACGCAGAGAACCACAUAAUCUGCACGUUGACAAUAAUCUGCAGCCAGUUAUCGUUUUAGAACGCAUAAACAUUGACAACUUCUUUCCAAAAGAUUCCGAUCCUCCGUCAGGAAAAAAAAACACCAAAGAAGAAAAUUCAAAAACGUGAGAACACUAAACGCCUGAAGAAUGUCAGUUCCAAGGACGACAACGUGGCACCCAGGAGAUCGGUCAGGAUAAGGAAUGCUAAUUCGCAAACCCAAGAUCCCGACGAGGACGACAUGUCAUUGAACGUUGCGAAAAACACCAGUAACAACACGAGCAAGGAUGAUGCAACGGUGGCCAAACGCAGAGAACCACAUAAUCUGCACGUUGACAAGAAUCUGCAGCCAGUUGUCGUUUUAGAACGCAUAAACAUUGACGACUUUUUUCCAAAAGAUUCCGAUCCUCUGUCAGGAAAAACAAAACACCAAAGAAGAAAAUUCAAAAACGUGAGAACACUAAACGCCUGAAGAAUGUCUGUUUCAAGGACGACAACGUGGCACCCAGGAGAUCGGUCAAGUUAAGGAAUGCUAAUUCGCAAACCCAAGAUCCCGACGAGGACGACAUGUCAUUGAACGUUGCGAAAAACACCAGUAACAACACGAGCAAGGAUGAUGCAACGGUGGCCAAACGCAGAGAACCACAUAAUCUGCACGUUGACAAUAAUCUGCAGCCAGUUAUCGUUUUAGAACGCAUAAACAUUGACAACUUCUUUCCAAAAGAUUCCGAUCCUCCGUCAGGAAAAAAAAACACCAAAGAAGAAAAUUCAAAAACGUGAGAACACUAAACGCCUGAAGAAUGUCAGUUCCAAGGACGACAACGUGGCACCCAGGAGAUCGGUCAGGAUAAGGAAUGCUAAUUCGCAAACCCAAGAUCCCGACGAGGACGACAUGUCAUUGAACGUUGCGAAAAACACCAGUAACAACACGAGCAAGGAUGAUGCAACGGUGGCCAAACGCAGAGAACCACAUAAUCUGCACGUUGACAAGAAUCUGCAGCCAGUUGUCGUUUUAGAACGCAUAAACAUUGACGACUUCUUUCCAAAAGAUUCCGAUCCUCCGUCAGGAAAAACAAAACACCAAAGAAGAAAAUUCAAAAACGUGAGAACACUAAACGCCUGAAGAAUGUCAGUUCCAAGGACGACAACGUAGCACCCAGGAGAUCGGUCAGGAUAAGGAAUGCUAAUUCGCAAACCCAAGAUCCCGACGAGGACGACAUGUCAUUGAACGUUGCGAAAAACACCAGUAACAACACGAGCAAGGAUGAUGCAACAAAACAUCUCUAAAGCCUAACUGCGGUCACUAUUAAAUAUUGCUUUUUGUAACAACAAAAUUUAAUUUCAGAUCUGCACGUUGACAAGAAUCUGCAGCCAGUUGCCGUUUUAGAACGCAUAAACAUUGACGACUUCUUUCCAAAAGAUUCCGAUCCUCCGUCAGGAAAAAAAAAAAACCAAAGAAGAAAAUUCAAAAACGUGAGAACACUAAACGCCUGAAGAAUGUCAGUUCCAAGGACGACAACGUGGCACCCAGGAGAUCGGUCAGGAUAAGGAAUGCUAAUUCGCAAACCCAAGAUCCCGACGAGGACGACAUGUCAUUGAACGUUGCGAAAAACACCAGUAACAACACGAGCAAGGAUGAUGCAACGGUGGCCAAACGCAGAGAACCACAUAAUCUGCACGUUGACAAGAAUCUGCAGCCAGUUGUCGUUUUAGAACGCAUAAACAUUGACGACUUCUUUCCAAAAGAUUCCGAUCCUCCGUCAGGAAAAACAAAACACCAAAGAAGAAAAUUCAAAAACGUGAGAACACUAAACGCCUGAAGAAUGUCAGUUCCAAGGACGACAACGUAGCACCCAGGAGAUCGGUCAGGAUAAGGAAUGCUAAUUCGCAAACCCAAGAUCCCGACGAGGACGACAUGUCAUUGAACGUUGCGAAAAACACCAGUAACAACACGAGCAAGGAUGAUGCAACAAAACAUCUCUAAAGCCUAACUGCGGUCACUAUUAAAUAUUGCUUUUUGUAACAACAAAAUUUAAUUUCAGAUCUGCACGUUGACAAGAAUCUGCAGCCAGUUGUCGUUUUAGAACGCAUAAACAUUGACGACUUCUUUCCAAAAGAUUCCGAUCCUUCGUCAGGAAAAAAAAACACCAAAGAAGAAAAUUCAAAAACGUGAGAACACUAAACGCCUGAAGAAUGUCAGUUCCAAGGACGACAACGUGGCACCCAGGAGAUCGGUCAGGAUAAGGAAUGCUAAUUCGCAAACCCAAGAUCCCGACGCGGACGACAUGUCAUUGAACGUUGCGAAAAACACCAGUAACAACACGAGCAAGGAUGAUGCAACGGUGGCCAAACGCAGAGAACCACAUAGUGAGUAUUGACAAUACGUUGUUGCCAUUUACCUUAAAAAAAAGCUAUAUUGUUAAAAUAUUUCUGUUAUUUGUUAUUUUUUAGUUAAGUUCCAUACCUAUAGUUAAAGGUACCAAUAAAUUAUUUUAUUAUUUAAAUUUUAGAGGUAAGUUUAUAGAUAUCGAUCCCAAUAAUUCCAUUAAUAUUGAAUUUAAACUAGUCUGCAACAAGGAUAGUUGCAAUUAAUUUUCUAGUGUUGGCUAUGAUCGAUUGAGUAUAACUUUUUAAUUGUUGUCAGUAAUAUUGUAUCAGCACUAGACAAGUUGUAAUUUAUUGUGAGAGAAUAGUUAUGUUUUGACUUCUAUUGUGGCAGCAUUAAUUUAGUUUUCAUUUAUUUUUUUUAUCUGGAUUAGUAUUUGGAUAUUUUCUUUUUAUUUAGACUAGUAUUUUCAUUUUAUUUAUUUAGGUUAAUAUUUUUAUGUUUGCAGUUAUAAUAUUUACUUUAAUUUGCUGCCAAUAUGCCAGAUGUGUAGGAUUACAAAUUACAAUGUGAUAAUUUGUAAUCCUACACAUCUACAUAGUUCUAUGGAAUUGAUUUACUUUGAUAUUAAUUAUUACAUUAAAUGUUGUAAAAUUUUACCAUUAAAACAACAUGAUCUCUUGUUAUAAUGUAACUAGCUUUAUUUACCUAUAAGAAUACUUUGAAUAAAAUAUUUUUUUUAA